AUGGCUGUUUAUCAGACCUACGUCAAUGCCAUGAAUGAGAGGAUCCGCAAUCAAUUUGCCACCUCAAACCCUUUUGAUUUCAAACACAUAUCGGCGCUGAGUAGUAUUGAGAAUUUUAAUGAUGCAGGCCCAUCGGUUGUGAUGGCAAGCCCAGGUGGGCUUCAGAGUGGGUUGUCUCGACAGUUAUUUGAUAAGUGGUGCUCUGACAAGAAAAAUGCUUGCGUUAUUCCUGGGUAUGCUGUGGAAGGUACAUUGGCAAAAACGAUCACUACCGAACCAAAGGAAGUUACCCUUAUGAAUGGCCUCACUGUUCCUCUUAACAUGCAGGUACAUUACGUUUCCUUCUCGGCUCAUGCGGAUUAUGCCCAGACGAGUGCAUUCUUGGAAGAGCUUAUGCCUUCUAACAUAAUUCUUGUUCAUGGAGAAGCCAAUGAGAUGGGGAGGCUCAAGCAGAAGCUUAUUUCUCUGUUUGCUGACGGCAACACCAAAAUUAUUUCUCCUAAGAACUGCCAGUCUGUUGAAAUGUAUUUCAACUCCGAGAAAAUGGCAAAAACUAUUGGAAGGUUGGCUGAAAAGACCCCUGAAGUUGGUGAAACUGUUGGUGGUUUGCUAGUAAAGAAAGGGUUCACUUAUCAGAUCAUGGCACCUGAUGAUCUUCAUGUGUUCUCACAACUAUCAACUGCAAAUGUCACACAAAGGAUUACCAUCCCAUACUCAGGUGCCUUUGCAGUGAUAAAACACAGACUCAAGCAGAUAUACGAAAGUGUGGAGUGUUCGACAGAUGAGGAAUCUGGGGUUCCAACCUU
Ilex paraguariensis (yerba mate) is the source of this 806-nucleotide messenger RNA. Lineage: Eukaryota; Viridiplantae; Streptophyta; Magnoliopsida; Aquifoliales; Aquifoliaceae. The record is from the annotation of a GenBank genome assembly.